Numida meleagris (helmeted guineafowl) is the source of this 4429-nucleotide messenger RNA. Its product is annotated as cytochrome P450 2U1. The coding region runs from base 62 to 1627 and encodes 521 amino acids. Gene Ontology annotation, cellular component: intracellular membrane-bounded organelle; cytoplasm. Gene Ontology annotation, biological process: xenobiotic metabolic process. Gene Ontology annotation, molecular function: iron ion binding; oxidoreductase activity, acting on paired donors, with incorporation or reduction of molecular oxygen, reduced flavin or flavoprotein as one donor, and incorporation of one atom of oxygen; heme binding. The transcript is spliced from 5 exons. The record is from RefSeq and is a predicted model, not a curated record. NCBI's taxonomy places the organism in Eukaryota, Metazoa, Chordata, Aves, Galliformes, Numididae.
CCCGCCAUCUUAAUCCGCUACACGGCGAAGGGGCGGGUGGGGAGCGCGGCCACCUGAGGGGAUGGCGGCGGGCGGCGAGUGGCUUUUGCGGGCCCCCACCGCCACCGAGCUGCUGCUGGCGGCCGUGUGCUGGCUGGGCUGCUACUGGCUGCUGCGGCCGCGGGCGCCGCCGGGGCUGCCGCCGGGCCCCGCGCCCUGGCCGCUGGUGGGCAACUUCGCCUUCGCCCUGCUGCCGCCGCCGCUGCUGCGGAGAUGGGUGCUGGAGGUGUGGGGCCGCGGCCGCGGCUCCCCCGUCUUCUCCCCUCACGUCUUCCUCACCGGCCUCACCAAGAUGUACGGCAGCAUCUUCCGGCUCUUCGUAGGCAGCCGGCCCUUCAUCGUCCUCAACACCUUCGAGGCGGUGCGGGAGGCGCUGGUGCAGAAGGCGGAGGUGUUCAGCGACCGCCCUUCCGUCCCCAUCGUCGUCAUGAUCACCCACAAGAAGGGUGUUAUUUUUGCACCUUAUGGCCCUGUCUGGAAGCAACAGAGGAAAUUCUCUCUGUCAACACUGCGGCAUUUUGGAGUAGGAAGACAUAGCUUAGAGCCUAAGAUCAUUGAAGAGCUGAAGUUCAUAAAGGAGGAGAUGCUGAAGCAUGGAAAGGAAUCGUUUAGUCCCUUUCCGAUUAUCCGCAAUGCAGUGUCUAAUGUUAUCUGCUCCAUGGCCUUUGGCAGGCGUUUCAACUAUGAAGAUGUUGAGUUCAAGACGAUGCUGAAGAACAUGGCCCGUGCACUGGAGCUAAGUGUGAACAGCUAUAUGAUCCUGGUCAACAUCUGCCCAUGGCUGUACUACCUUCCCUUCGGGCCUUUCAGGGAGCUUAGAAAAACGGAGUUAGACAUUACUGCUUUUCUAAAGAAAAUAAUUGCACAGCACAGGGAUACACUGGAUGCAGCAAAUCCCAGGGACUUCAUUGAUAUGUACUUCCUCCAUGCAGAAGAAGAGAAGAACAACAAGGAGAGCAGUUUUAAUGAAGACUACCUGUUUUUUAUCAUUGGAGACCUGUUCAUUGCAGGCACAGACACUACCUCCAACACGAUACUGUGGUGCCUGCUCUACAUGUCCCUCUACCCAGAAGUACAAGAGAAAGUUCAUGCAGAAAUUGAAGCAGUUUUAGGACGUGACAAAGUUCCCUCCCUUACCCACAAGGCUCAGAUGCCGUUCACAGAGGCAACGAUUAUGGAAGUGCAGAGGAUGACUGCAGUUGUUCCUCUUUCUAUUCCACGAAUGGCUUCAGAAACUGCUGUGCUGCAGGGAUAUACUAUUCCAAAGGGCAGUGUGAUCGUGCCCAACUUGUGGUCGGUACACAGAGAUCCUAAUAUUUGGGAGAACCCGGAUGACUUUCAACCAACAAGAUUUCUGGAUGAAAAUGGCCAGCUAAUCAAGAAAGAGGCAUUCAUUCCUUUUGGGAUGGGUAAACGUGUGUGCAUGGGAGAGCAGUUGGCAAAAAUGGAGCUGUUCUUAAUUUUUGCAAGUCUAAUGCAAAGCUUUACCUUUUUGUACCCUGAAAAUGCUACAAAACCAUCUAUGGAGGGAAGGUUUGGUCUAACUUUAGCUCCGUGUCCAUUCAAAAUAAUAGCUCUGAAGAGAUGAUGCAACAUCACAAAUGAUCAAACGAGGAAAUGCUGCACUUUUAGAACCCAGCUUUAUUUUCUUUCCAGCUUAUUUUCUUACUUUUUUUCCAGAAAAACAAUAACUGCAUAGGCUUUCAUACCAAUGAGAAAGAUCCAUUUGCAAUUCUGGAUGGAGAAUUAUUUAUUUAUUUAUUUUUGUCAGCUCUUGCAUUCCACAAAUGAACUGACAGUAUAGUUUGCCAUUUGAUAUUAAAACUUGCUGGGCUUAACUCCUCUGUCUGUUAGGCUAAUACUGUCUGUUUUUCAAAUGUUAAUUAUGGGAGAAUGGUCCAAAGAGGACCAAAUGGUCCAAAUUAAUACUUUAGUGAACUGUAAUUUUAUUUUGGUGAAAGCAGUAUGUGAACGUUUAAUUUAUCAGAUGACUGAAGGACAUCAUCUUAUAGAAGAAUUAAUGAAUAAGGCAGUAUUGUUAGCAUUGUCUGUGCAAAGAAACAUUACAAACAUAAUGGAGUUCAAAUAACAAUGAAUACUUUAUUGAAAGAACUAAAUGAUACUUCUUUUAACCUUGGCACAUUCUGUCUCGUGAGUAACUUACAGGUGGAGACUGGAUCAAAUCAGUCUCCAUUCCUGGAUUCAGAUGUCCUUGACUAUCAGACCUUCCUGUAAACAUGCAGGUACCAACCUGGAAAAAAAAAUCAUGCCAGGCUCAUUUGGAGGCCAAGUGAAUCCUUGCAUAUACCACGUUCUUAACCUGGGGGUGUGAAAGGAAUGCACAGCCUCUGAACACAGAUAAUUUAUUUCUAAAUAUAAACGAGAGCUAAUUUCUCUAACAUAAAGCAGAACUCUGGUGCCAAGCAGGUAUCCAAGACUAUGGUAUCCAUCUAUGGUAACACUGUUCCCUGUUUUCCCUGUGUCACAAGUGAUGGUUUGUUAUCUGGCUGUAGCCUGGACGAGACCAACAGCCUGCUCAUCAGCGAAACAUUUGCAUGGAUGAUCCUGAAGCUAGGGCUUGCACUUAGGUUCUUUCUUACAGGCAGUGUGGAUGGUACUGCCACAACCUUCUUGGCUUUGAAAACUGGAAUCUUAGAUCAAAUACACGUCGACAUGGUAUUAUAGAUCUAGGCCUUAAAACUUUAGGCACGGAAAUAAGGAUCCUAACAUACUUGAGGUUUGACUGUAGAGGCUGUUUCUUUGUUAUCUUCUAUAUGGAGUAAAAAAGAUCUGCAGUCCACAUAAUAUUAGUGUAUCAGAACCUUACUCUUUCCUCAAGCAUAACUUUAGUGCUGUUUACCACUAUCGAACUAAGCAUCAGGGAAGCCUGUUCUGAGGUAUUUCAGAAUGGAGCGCUCAGUCUCACUGCCUUUUAUUUAAAAGGUUUCUCAAAUGUCUGAUGUUCCAGGGAUUUGUAACUGUUAAUCUUUACAUAACUGUUCUUUACCAUCCUUCAAUCUCUUUAUGUACUUUUUGAUCUAGUAGAGUUUUAUAUUAGAUAAAAUAAAUACAUAUGUACUCUUUUAAGGAGUUUUUUUCCCUUAUUGGAGAUCUACAAAAUACGAGCAGUCCUCCAGAUGCUAAGUUCACAAGACUGGAAGGUGAAAUACACUGUAAAGUGAAAUUGGGAAUUCUGUAGCAGAAAUUAAACCUAAAUUGUAAAAGAAAAUUUAGUUCUUAAGCUUUAAGCUUAAACGAAGGUUUUCUGUUAGCUGUUUUAAAUUACAUAGUGGCUUAAUUUCUGAGUGAUGAAUUGGUUGCUCAGGUACCUCACCACUUUUGUGAGACCUUCCAGUUUUUAUUAAGGCUAGCUUUUGACUUUAUAGAUUAGCCCAUACUGUGCUAUUAUUAUUAUUAUUAUUAUUAUUAUUUUAGUAUGAAAUUUUUGAAAACCCCAUAGCACAAAAAGAUGUUGAGUUUGAUACCAAUGCUAGUGAACUUGAACUGCAAGCCAACUGCAUUGGAUUAAUAAGCAUUUAUUUCUUUCGCUUUAUAUUUUCCAGUGAACAAUGUACAGUUGGGAUUUUUGUCUGGAAAUCCUUAAAAUAGAAUAUGCUUAAUUGCAAAGCUGAAUUAAGUGCUGAUAAUGUUUAUCUUUCUGUCAGAAUGCCUCUUUAAGCAACAUAAUGAUGUUGGCGUGCAACUGAUGAUUUAUGUAUCUGUCCUUUUAAUCUUGAGGACACAUUUGAAAAGCACUUUAGUAUUUUUUUUUUUUUAACAAAUUCCAAAGAAAGCACAAUUCACAUAACCGCCUAGUAUGUGGAAUUACAUAUAUUUGUGCUCAUCUCGCCUGCUGAGUUUAGUAUGAAAUGUCACCUUUGAGAGUUGUCCUCCUACAAAUAGUACUUUGGAAGUGCAGUUUCUUGGCAGUACCUGUAAUCAAACACCUCAUAGUAUAACAAGCUGAAAACACUGUGAUGCUGCAAUCAUGUCAAUAUCUGCCAGAAUGCAGGAUGAUGUUGGAAAUAACAAUAAAGACUUGCCUUUCAUUGCUUCCAGAUGCACUGAAUUUAUGUAGAAUGCUAUGAAGGCUAACUAAACAAUAGCAAGAAAGCAUUAGUGGUUCAAAACUGUGUUGCCAUCUGUGGUAAACCAUAAGUGAAGUGGUAGCAGAUUUGGUUUAUAUUGUAAAUGCAUCCAUCCCCUCUUUUUUUUUUUUUUUUUUUAAGGACAAAGCAUCUCAAAUGCCUUACUGAAAAAAAUGUACAUUUGUAUAAGCAAACAGCUAUUUCUGAAUGCUGAAAAUGUCUUUAUACCUAAAGAUGACUUCAGAAUUUGCUUUGGUAUAAUUUUAUGUUUAAUAAAGUCAUUCCUGAGCAAGUGUUCAACA